AUGAAUAGAAACGAAGAGAUUUUAAGUAAGGCUACGCCUAACUUUAUAUAUAAAUUUUUUACCGAACCAAAUUCAGAAGAAGCGUUAAGUUGGUUGAACACUGAAAUAAAGUUGAUUUGUUUUAGUCAAAUGAAUGCAGGGGCGAGUCAAGUUUUUUUAAAAGUUAUUGAUGGAACAAUACCACCUGAGUAUUAUGCUAUUGUACAUUUAGGCAUAGAGGACAAUAACAACUUUAGUUCUACUAUAUCGUUCGUAAAAAAAAUAAUUAAAAUUGAAAAUUUUUCUAUUACGAAUUAUUAUGGAAAACUUUUCAUUCUAGCGAAAAAGGUUAGUAUCUUUUUAAAUAUAGAAAAUUUUGAUAUUGAAGAUUUAUUUAGAAAAUAUCACUUACAAAGUAUAUCUUAUUAUCUGUUAAAUUCACAACAGGAUAAUAGUCCAAGGGAAAAUUCCACUCGUGGGGAUAACGAAUAUAAUUAUGACAACAAAUACAGAGGUGGUAAUAGUAAUAUUAGUAGUAAUAAUAAUAAUAGUAAUAACAGUAAUAACAGUAAUAACAGUAAUAACAUUAAUAACAUUAAUAACAUUAAUAACCAUAGUAGUAGUAGUAUUAAUAGCAGUAAUAAUAAUAAUAACCAUAGAGUUACUAACGAAUUUUAUUGUGAAAAUAAACCCAGAGAUAGUGAAUAUACACGCGCUACGAUCGAUUACAAUAAUAAUAGACUUAAUAUUAAAAAUUUUUAUGAAUCAAAUGAAUAUUAUGAAAAUAAUAUGCGGGGUAACAAGGAAAAGUACCAUCAUGUACCCAACGAAAAUUUUGUGAAAGAACCGAGUGGUCCGAAUGAUAAUUCGGGUUAUAGGGACAAUUUAGCAAAUAGAGAAAAUAUCACCCAUAGGGAAAAUUUAUCGUAUGGGGAAAAUCAAAUCCAUGGUUUGAAUCCCAGUUAUCGUGAAAGUUUGAAAAGCCCAAAUAACAGCAGAGUUGGGGAUAGCAAUAUAAAUAAUAGAAAUUAUGAAGAAGGUCAUAUGGUGGAUUUACAGAAUAGAGGAAAGUUUUCAUAUAAUAAUGAAAGAACUAAUUGUGCAAGUUAUAACAAUUACACGAAUUACACAAAUUGCACUAAUUACCCAUCCAAUGUAAGGGAUUAUAAGAGUAAUAAUGAGGGGAGAAGCUCACCUCAACCAAAGCACAGUGAAUAUAGAGAGAAUGGAGGUUAUAACAAAAGGAAUAACACAAUUAAUUAUGACAGAAACAAAUAUUUAUCCGAGAAUGAAUCUUACAAUAGUAACAGUAAAAGUAAUAAUAAUAGCAACAGUAAUAUUAUUAACAGUAAGAGCAAAACACACAUUAUAAGCAGAGACGUUGUUAUGAGCAGUGGGAGGAACAACAACUACGACGAAAAUAUUCAUAGGAACGGUGGUGCAUACAGAGGGGAAUAUAAUUUCGAGGUUGGAGUAAGUAACAGUAUUAAUAAAAAUUAUAGUGAUAAUAACAGUGAUCCUCGUAAUGAUAAUAUUAAUGAUUAUAAUAAUGAUAAUAAUAAUGAUAAUAAUAAUAAUGAUAAUAAUAAUAAUAAUAAUAAUAAUGACUAUGCAAAAAAUGGAAUCAAGGGUUUAAAUUCUUCCCCACACGAGGGAAAAUUGCUUGAAGGAGAGAAGGAAUCAUAUAUUAUGAGCAACAUGUAUGGGAUUAGAAGACACACCGAUGAAAGAAGUCAUAACUGCAGAAGCUACAACGGAAGUAACCUCAACAACAGAAACUAUCUUGAUGAUGGAAACUAUAACAUUAGUAGUGGAAGUAUUCACGGUAUUGAUAUCCCGAGCGGUGGUGCAAGAAACAUCCUAAGUGGUAUUGAUCAUACCCGAGAUAGGGAGCAGGAAAAGAUCAAAAAUGUGGGUAGCUAUAGACAAGGAAAAGAAGACAUCUACUAUAAUAGGAAGAAAAAUGAUCAUGGUGAAAAUAGCAUUCAUGCUGAUGAAGAAGGGAAAAUGUAUAUAGGGAGGAACGCUGAAAGUUACAACAGUAGUGCGAAACUAAGUAAAAAUGAGGAAGGUAUAAAUGAAGGGUAUUGUCGUCGCUCUGCGGAAUACGAUAGUAGUGGUAACAAUAUUAGUAAUAAUUAUGGUAACAGUUAUGGCAAUAAUAAUGGCAAUAAUAAUGGCAAUAAUAAUUAUGGUAAUAAUAAAAUUAGUAGUAAAGAAGAGAAUCUGUUUUCCAGCUACAAUCAAACAGAUGAGGGAAGGAAACACAUGAGAAGCGAAAGCGUUGGGAGCUUGCAAGAAACAAAGGAAACGCUAAACAAUGAUAUAGAUGAGUUAUCAUCAGACAGAAGAAAUGAAAUAAAAAUGUUAAAAGAGAAUACAUUAAGUAGGAAAAUUAGGAAAAACAAUCCUUAUCAGAGUAACCCUUCUCAGAGUAACACAUAUCAGAGUAAUAAUGCCGUGAUAAAAACAAAUGAUGGAAUAUUAAUGCAAAUAAAUAAGCUAUCUCAAUACUCUUCAAAAUGGAUUAUCAAAGCUAGGGUUCAGUCCAAAGAUAAUAUUAGAAAAUUUUACUCAGGUAAUAAAGAAGGAAAAGUAUUUAAUAUAGAAUUAUGUGAUGAAGAUGGUGAGAUAAAAGGGAAUUUUUUUGGUAAGGCAGUUGAUAAAUGGUAUGAUUUUUUACAAGUAGGAAAAAUAUAUAAAAUAAGUAAAGGAAAUAUAAAAGCAGCAAAUAAGAAAUUUAAUACUUUAAAACAUGAUUGUGAAAUUACCUUAGAUGAAAAUUCUAUUAUAGAAUUAUUAGAAGAAAAUGAUUUUAAUAUUCCAAAAUUUAUUUAUAAUUUUACUUAUAUAGAUAAUAUUAAAAAUAUGAAUACAGGUUCUUUAGUAGAUGUAAUUGGAAUUGUAUUCAAUUUUCAAGAGACUAUGCAAAUUUUGAUUAAAAAAACAGGACAGUAUAAAGAAAAAAGGGAUUUAAUAUUAAUAGAUGAUAGUAAUGAUACUAUUAAUGUAACCUUAUGGGGUGACCAUGCUCUAAAAAUAGAAGAAAUGGAUUUAAAGGAUAACUGUAUUGUCUGUUUUAAGUAUUUAAAAGUUGGGGAAUGGAAAGGCAAAAAAUUAGAAUCUCAUAUCAAAACAAAAAUUGAAAUAAAUCCAGAAAUUGAUAGAGCUUAUAUUUUAAAAAAUUGGUGGAUCAAUAAUAAAAAAAAUAUGCAUGCUUUAGUUAAUUUAAAUAGUAAUAAUUUCAAUAUAGAAUUACAAAAAACUAUUGAAGAAAUUAAAAAAGAUGUCAACGUAGCAAAUGAAGAUGCUCUAUCAGGAAAAGGAAUUAUUUUUACAACUUUUGGAUUUAUAGAUCAUAUAUAUAAUACUAUACCUGUAUAUUCCGCUUGUCCUGAUUGUAAUAAGAAAAUGAUUACUAAUAAUAUAGCCGAUGAAGAGAUAGAAACAUCUCAACUUUUGGAUGAAUCAAUGUAUUGUGCCAAGUGUAAUAAAAAUAAUAUUCCUAUUUAUAAUUAUUCUAUUAAUUUAAAAAUUACUGAUAGCACUGAUUCGUUAAGAGCUUCUGCCUUUUCCAAUUGUGCAAAAACAAUUAUGAACGGCCUAUCCGCUGAUGAGUUUAUGAAACUAAGACAAGAAUAUGUUACACAAGAAAAUAUUGAAAAUUUUGAUUUAAUUGAAAAAGUCAAACUAAAAGAAUUCUUUUUUCGAAUUAAAGCCUAUAUGACAUCUCACAUGGAUGAGCUAAAAAAGAACUACACUAUAAUUGAAAUAAUUCCCCUCAGCAAAUUGCUGCUUGACAACUGCAGGUAUUUGGUUAAGUCCAUUAGGACCCUUACAGAGAAGAGGGAAUUAGAAAACGAGUGA
This is a messenger RNA of Plasmodium malariae, 3846 nucleotides long. RefSeq names its product replication protein A1, large subunit, putative (gene RPA1). Lineage: Eukaryota; Apicomplexa; Aconoidasida; Haemosporida; Plasmodiidae. The coding region runs from base 1 to 3846 and encodes 1281 amino acids. Gene Ontology annotation, molecular function: nucleic acid binding. The transcript has a single exon. The record is from RefSeq and is a predicted model, not a curated record.